CGGGCGCUGUUUUCGGGCGCUGGGAAGUUGCGCAUGGACAGUGUAUCCUUGGCGAUUGAUCGCGUUCAUGUGGCUGACUCGUCGACAAAGUAUAUGCAAAGUAGAGCAACGCAAGUUCCAGCUUGGCUUUCGAACAAGUCUUUGUCGUCGCAUUCGGAAGUUUAUGUAGCCUUCUCGGCAGAUGCAUCCACAACACCCUACCCCUUUUUGCAGGAUGUUAACUGAUAGACCUCCGUGAAUCCGUGGCCAUGUAACCGAAUGUCCGGUUCUGGAAUGGACUCCCAAAGCUUUCUUAUGCCAGCGCAACAUAACAUUUCAAACUCCGACGCCGAGACGCUCCAACUGGCAACCCUUGUAUCAAUUGCCGACUGGGCUCACCGCGGUCCUCGUUGCUCAACGUCACCGCCGUGGUCUCGCAUUCGAU
Molecule: messenger RNA, 424 nt
Organism: Mycena citricolor
Lineage: Eukaryota; Fungi; Basidiomycota; Agaricomycetes; Agaricales; Mycenaceae
Source: the annotation of a GenBank genome assembly